AUGGUUUCUAUUUUAGGAAACCUUUUAAAGAAAUGUUACUGGAGGAAGAGCUGCAGAGUUCAUCACCAGCUAGCGUCUCGGGAGCAUAACUACCUGGGCCUCUCUGACUGUUCCUCUUCCUCUGUUGGAAGCUCGACUCUCUCUGGCCUUGAUGACAAAGCUGCUAUUAGCCUGAAAGCUACGGAGCUGACGCUUGGCCUUCCUGCCAGAGAGACCGAUGAGAAGCCUUUCUUUCCUUUGGUUCCUUCCAAAGAUGAGGUUUCCUUGAAGAAAAGAGGCUUCUCUGAUGCAAUGGAUAAGUCUAAAAGUUCGGUUUAUACUGAGAAAAACUGGAUGUUUCCUGAAGGGGUAGCAGCUUACCAAUGUGUAAUGAAGAAGGAGGCGACGCAGAACAUGCCCAAGGGACAGGGCACAGAUUGUUGGUUGGCCUCCAGUGAGAUCCUACAGGAAGAACACGUUGGCCACCACUUGUAA
Messenger RNA from Brassica napus (rape), 474 nucleotides. Its product is annotated as auxin-responsive protein IAA9-like. The transcript has 2 exons. Bases 1 to 474 code for a protein of 157 amino acids. NCBI's taxonomy places the organism in Eukaryota, Viridiplantae, Streptophyta, Magnoliopsida, Brassicales, Brassicaceae. The record is from RefSeq and is a predicted model, not a curated record.